Candidozyma auris is the source of this 1296-nucleotide messenger RNA. Its product is annotated as peptidylprolyl isomerase FPR3. The record is from RefSeq and is a predicted model, not a curated record. Gene Ontology annotation, cellular component: chromatin; nucleolus. Lineage: Eukaryota; Fungi; Ascomycota; Pichiomycetes; Serinales; Metschnikowiaceae. The coding region runs from base 1 to 1296 and encodes 431 amino acids. The transcript has a single exon. Gene Ontology annotation, molecular function: macrolide binding; peptidyl-prolyl cis-trans isomerase activity.
AUGGCUUCUUUGCUCCCAAUUUCUACUUACAACUUGGCCCUUGAGCCUUUCAACCCCCAGCCCGCCCUCCAAGAGGAUUUCCCUGUGACCGUGAGAAUCACCAUGGCCGCGGUGGACCCAGAGGCUGUUGACGACAAGGAGGAGCCUUCCACUUUGAGAGUGUUGAAGAGAGCAAUUCCAUUUGGCGACGACGACCUCUUGGACCUUGAGGCUGAGGACGAGGACGACGACGAAGAAGAUGAGUUAGAUGAAGAGGAGGAGGAAGAGGAAGAAGAGGAGAAGCCCAAGGAGAAGAAGAAGGAGAAGAAGGAGAAGAAGGGAAAGAAAGAUGAGAAGAAAGAUGAAGAAGAAGAAGAUGAUGAAGAGGACGACGAGGAUGACGAGGAUGAUGAGGAUGAUGAGGACGACGUUGAGGAAUUUGUUCUCUGUACGCUUUCUCCUAAGGUUCAGUUCCAGCAGACCCUCGACUUCACCAUCUCUCCCAACGAGGAGGUGCACUUCGUUGUUACCGGCUCUUACCCUGUGCACCUUAGCGGUAACUAUGUCGAGCACCCAGCCGACGACGAGGAGGACGACUACGAUUCCGACGAGGAGGACGACUACUACGAUGGCGAGGACUACAACUUGACCCCAGAUGAGGACGAGUUGAUGGACAUUGCCGAUUUGGAGGACGAGUCUGACGUCGAGGGCAAGAUCGAGGAGUUGGUGGAGGAUGACAACUCGAAGAAGAGAGCUGCUGACGAGGAGGAGGAGCAGCCUGCGAAGAAGAGCAAGAAGGACAAGAAGAAGGAGGAGAAGAAGGUGCAAUUCACCAAGGAGUUGGAGCAGGGCCCUACCCCACUGAAGAAGGAGAAGAAGAACAAGAAGGAGGAAAAGAAGGAAGAAAAGAAGGAGGAGGCCAAGGACAAGAAGGAGGACAAGAAGGAGGACAAGAAGGAGGACAAGAAGGAGAAGAAGUACCCUACGAAAACCUUGUUGGGCGGUGUGAUCACCGAGGACAGAAAGACCGGCACUGGCGCCACCGCCAAGUCGGGCCACAAGGUUGGAAUCAGAUACAUUGGUAAGUUGAAGGACGGUAAGGUGUUCGACAAGAACACCAGCGGCAAGCCAUUUGUGUUCAAUUUGGGCAAGGGCGAGUGUAUCAAGGGCUUCGACUUGGGUGUUGCCGGCAUGGCCGUUGGCGGCGAGAGAAGAGUGAUUAUCCCACCCAAGAUGGGCUAUGGGUCGCAGAAGUUGCCAGGAAUCCCGGCCAAUUCCGAGUUGACUUUCGACAUCAAGUUGGUGUCGCUCAAAUAG